Molecule: messenger RNA, 712 nt
Organism: Penaeus monodon (black tiger shrimp)
Lineage: Eukaryota; Metazoa; Arthropoda; Malacostraca; Decapoda; Penaeidae
Exons: 2
Coding region: 294-635 (113 amino acids)
Source: RefSeq, a predicted model, not a curated record
CCUCGCGUCGGGGACGUGUGUGUGAUGUUUACAUGUGUUAUCUCGAGGCAACAUUUUCCUGGUUAAUAACUGCUCUAUUAACUCCGGAUGAAUGGAAUGCCAGGUGCUGUCGCUGCUUUCUGCGCCGGGAUUAGCCCGUCUUUGACCCUGGAAGGCCUGGAAAUGGCUGAAAUGCACGAGGAUGUGAGACACGAGGAGGGAGAGAGGGACUUGCCUGAGAGACUCGCUCGUUGGGCUAAAAUUUCCACAUAUUUUCCCCCGUAAAUCACACACACAUGAGAUAGAGGAGGAGGAUGCGCUCUACACUCCUAGAUCCAGAGCCACGAGGAUGGCAGAGGGUUAUAAUCACUGGUGCCCGAUUUGACAGCCUGACAGAGCAAGAACGAGCUGUCAAGAAGGACCAGAGAAGCAACACCUUGUUCAGCUUUACCAAGAGACGCACAAGAUCCUUUCAGAAGCAUGCAGAACGCGUCAAGGGUCGUAAUUUGAUGGGAAUUGCUUAUAAUAAAUAUUUUUGGUCAAUGGGGAGAUGGACUUUGCUUGCAUCCGCGUGGGAAAGCCUAAUCCCCAGUCACGAGCAUAGGGUGUCAGGCCAAGCCGCCAAACCUUCCAAGUCACUUGUCCAGUCGACAUGAAAUUCAGACUGACAACAGAUGCUCAGUUUUUAGAGGUCAAGGCUUUGGAGGAUGCCCACAGUCAUCCACUGCACAAG